AUGGCGGACAGAAGACGACGAAGGCCAUCUGAAGGCGAGAGUGAAGACGAAACCGAAGAAACAAGCGGGACUAAGAAAGCUGAAACGCGUCGAUCUGAAUGUGAGAGUGAAGGAGAGGGGCCAGUUGAUGGAGGAGAUAAUUCUGAAUAUGAAAGUGCGAAUGAGGAUAAUGAUGAAGAAUAUGAUGAUGAUGAUGAUGAAUAUACUGAUGAUGAUGAUGACGAUGAUGACGAUGAAGAUGAUGAAACAGCAACCUAUGAUGGUAGUGUGAUUGUGGAAAGUUUAGGAGAGGGAGAGGAAAGGCAGAGUGGAGAUGGAGAGGAACAGCCAAAGGAGGAAGUGGAUGAUGACGAGGAUCGGAAAAAUCCCGCCUUUGUACCCAGAAGGGGAGCUUUCUACGAGCACGACAUGAGAAUUUCCAUGGAGGAUUCGGUCACAGAGGAAGAUCAGCAAAGGCCAAAGAAGAAGCUAUGGAAAGAUGAUGGGAAGUGGUACCAUGACCGAUUCCGUGAGGAUCAACAAGCUCCCAAGUCCCAGGAAGAGCUUAUCACAAUGUACGGCUAUGAUAUCAGGCAGUAUGACAAACCCCCGGAUGCACCAAAGAUGAACAAUAGGCCAAGGGGUCGAAGAUCUGAUCAGAAAGCUAGGCUACAAGAUUUUGUUUCUGAUCGCCCGCCAUCUCGACGUUCUCCACAAAACGAUUUUAUACAGAGUAAAAACAACUACAACAACCAGGAAAGAGAUUUAAGAAACAACAGAUAUAACAACAACAGGGGGCGCGGUGGUAACAGCGACAACACUUACCGCGAAAAUAACAACAACAGGGGCCGCGGUGGUAACGGUGACAACACUUACCGCGAAAAUACCAGCCGCUCGUUUAAUCGCUCGUCAUCGACUGAAAUAGAUGAGGAACGCUUCACAGCUGGUAAAGAAAGAGUAUAUUCCCGCGGUCAGGACAGAGGACCUGAGAGGAAUGCCUCCAAUCAAGGUAGGGGCACAGACAGGAAUUAUUCCAAUCAGGAUAGGGGCCCUGACAGAGGUUACUCGAAUCAGGAUAGAGGCCCUGACAGGAGUUACUCAAAUCAGGAUAGGGGGCCUGAGAGGAAUUACUCGAAUCAGGAUAGGGGCCCUGACAGGAAUUAUUCAAACCAGGAUAGGGGACCUGACAGGAAUUAUUCAAACCAGGAUAGGGGACCUGACAGGAAUUAUUCAAACCAGGAAAGGGGCCAAGACAGAGAUCAUGACUAUCCUGGAGGUAAUGACCGUAGCUAUUCUAAAGGCCAAGAUCGUGGAUAUUCCGGACAGGAGAGGGGAAAUCGAUACAGAAAUAGUCCUAGUGAUAGAGUGGAGGCCAGGAAUGAUCAGAACCAGUCACGAUCAAGGGAUCCAGAGUACAAUCAGGGUAGACAGAGAGAACCUCAUAGGUACGAAAGGCGUGAACGUGGAGGGGUUUCAUCAAGGGCAGGACUCCGAGGUCGGAGCAGACGUGGACGUGGUGGAGACUUCGAUCAAGAUGAACGUGGAUCUCGUUCAUACUCUGACAUGAGAGACAAUGUGACUUCUAAUCGCGGUAAUAAAUUUCCUCCACGGUUCCAGAAACAUGCAUCAAGAGAUUACAGUGAUCUGUUGGACGAAUAUGGCUACCACGAAGGUGAACUUUUCCGAACAACUAUCACAACCGAACCUGCAACGAAAGUGGUUGACACAACAGUCAAAGAUCCCAAUCCUUUAGAUCAGGUAUCCACACGUACACAUCAUGAUUUAACUGACAAAGACACAGUUCAAAAUGUUAACAUAGUUAUAUCAAACACUGGAGAGCGUAAAUCUUACUCCAAAGAUAGGAGAGCUCGGGAUCGAGCUGUAGGGAAGACGAGAGUUCAGGACGAUGCUAUCAAUGCUGUUGUUCAGGGAACAAUGAAUGUGAAUCUACAAGGCUCGGAACAAGGUGUAGAUACCACUGAGAUACCGUCUAAGACAGUUUCUACAGGUGAAAGCACAUCUCCAAAGUCCUUUGAGCAGAAACAAAACUACAACAAGGUGCCGAAGUCAGCUGUCGGCAAACAGACUGACGCAGGAGGUCAACAAGGGCGAUCUAAACGAUACUCUUCACAGAGACAGCGGGCAGGACAGGAGGCGGGGUUUACUGAGCAGGCCCCACCCCAAACAACUUUUGCUGAUAGUAAGACUACUGUUAGCAAGACUCCUGCCUCAGUUUCAAGCCAGAAUGCCAAGUUUUACAAACCUCCCUCACCAGGCUUUGUGAAGCAGGAGGGUCCAGGAGCACCUACCUUUCAACCAACAAUGUUACGCACCCCAAUGACUUUCCCCAUACCAGCAUCAACAGGAGGUAUUACUGCUCAGCCACCUCAAGUGUUUGUACCACCCAGGACUUCAGGGCCCCCAGUCACCAUGACAACAGGCAUGCAGAUGCAGCCCCAACAGUUUAUCAACACGGGAAUGAUGUAUGGUGCACCUCCGGCUCCGUUUCCUGUAGCCCCUGGUCUUGUUCCAAUGCAAGGAAACGUUCCCAUACAGGGAAAUGUUCCCAUUCGAGGAAAUGUACCCAUUCAAGGAAAUGUCCCUAUACAGGGCUUCCCUUCUCCUCCUGCAGUUUCCACAACUCAACCUCCCCCUCCACCACAGACACAGCAAGUACAGUCACAACAAGGAGAGGUGUACCGGGGAGGGACAACAUACUACCCCCCAGAACUACAGCAGUUCAAGAGUCCCCCACCUGGGACCACCUACUAUCCUCCUGAACUUCAAUUUAAGAGUCCUCACCGCUCUCCUGUUCGUCGAGCCAAGGCUGCCAUUCCUAUCGUCGACCCACAGGCUGUGAAGAAAUCAGGUUCACAGGGCGAAUUUGAGAGUUCACACGAUUUAGAGAAAUCUCCUGGAAGUCCCAGUACUCCAGAAUUCUCUGAUGCGAGGUCAGAGGAGUAUGUAGAAGAUGAUGAAGAGGAUUAUAUGGAUGAAGAUCCAUUAGAAGGGGUUGAUGCAACAAAAUAUCAGAUUCCAGAUACCUCUAUAGAAAGUGUUGAUUCAAAAUAUUCUAUUAAUGAACAAAUAGAGAAAGAAAUGCAAAACCAACAAGUGGAAACUGUUAAUAAACUAGCUAGUGAUUGUAUAGAAAAUCCUCACACUGCACUUCAAAUCAAUGAAAAUCAUCCUACAGAAAGUUCUGAUACACAAAAUGUUGAAAAUGAAAGUAAAGAGACACAAAAUGUUGUCAGUGAAAGUCCUGAAGAUUCAUCGUUAAAAUAUGUGAAAUUUGAAACAGACGUGAGUAAUUUAGAAUCUAGUGUGGUUGAGGUUGUACCAUCAGAAUUAUCAAGUGAGAAAUUACACGUAAAACAAGAGACAGAAUCAAAAGGAGAUGCUUCAUCGGAGGGAAAGACAUCAGGGGAGGCAGGAGUUACCUCCCCUGAUGUUAAGGAACAGGAAGAAUCUUCCAACAAACAAGACGCCAACUAGAAUGUAAACUGUGUACUUUGUAGUGUAUAAUGUAUUAUUUCCAGCCUAUGGGUAUGUGCAUUUCUGCGUAUAUUGUGUAGUGAACCAUUGUGGCAGUAUAUUUCAGUUUUAGAAUGGAACAAAUUCUAAAUGGUACAAAACAGGAGUAAAAAUGUCUGUUUAUUUGGGAUUUACCACUAUUUGUUUUCCUGGUUUUCAAAACCUAUUUUAUACCAAUAUUGACAGAAAAUGGCAACAACACUUCAGUAAAAUGAAAAGUUGUUUUGGUAAAAUGAAAAAAAAAAUGGUUCCCUGAAAACCAUCUAUUGAGCAAAAUCCUUUUCCAUUGUGCAAAGAUUGCUUCUUGUUUCAGCAGAUAACAAUUAAAGAAAGUAGUUAAUAUUGAUUUUUGUUUGUUUCUUAGUUUUCUGAUCCAUUCAAUCAAAUUUUCCUUCACUAAUCAAAUUUUAUUCUCAAUCAAUCGAUGACUUUGUAACUUUGACUCUUUAUGGUUUUCUGAUCUUUAUUACUCGUGGAUGUCAGAAAAAUAAAAUUACAACUGAUGUUGGUGAUAAAUUGAGAGGCAAUUCCUGUAAAUUGUUAUAUGGUAGUGAGUGUAACAUGAAAUAUAAUUAUUCUUGUAACAAUUUAGGAGAUAAUUUGAUUACUUCACUUUUGUUCUUAAUUUUUUCAUACAUAGCCAAUUAAUUGAUUAAUCAAUUAAUUAAAAAAAUCAGUUGAUUAUAUUGACUGUAGAAUAUUAAAAAUUGUAAUAUCUUGAAACUGUCUUGUUAUUUCAUAUUGUCAUUUAAAUCUCCUUGCAAAUUAUUUGAGCUUCAUCUGUCAAUAUUUCUGUGUUUCUCGCUAACUGUGACAGUAUAGUGAAAAAAUAGGAUUUCUUUUAAAUCUUAAAUACCAACAGGAUAUAUAUUUUUUUAAAUCCUGUAUUUUUAGAGGAUAAAUUGUACACUUAAUUGGUUUUUAUUACUCAAUGGGACGAUAGAAAAUUGUUAUACACUAUCACAAUAACCAUGUAUUUGUGUUUGUAUAAAGUUGAAAAAUGAAAAAUCUGGAGUCAUAUUCUACAUUCUCUUUAAGUUGAAAUGGGAUUAUAUUUAUCAAAUUUGGAUAUUGCUUUAACUGGGUGUUUAAAUAUGAAAAGGUGGAAUUAAGUGGUUUUACAGAUGUACAUGUAUUCAAUAAAGUGAUUUAUAAAAAAAGAAAUUCUAUAUAUAAGGAUGAAGAGGAACAUCAUAACAUUAUCACUCUAUGCUUGAUAGUCUCUGAUUGACAAACCUAGAGUUCCCAAUUCAUGGGGUUGGUAUUUCUAUUGCCUUGCUAUAUUCUGGGGGUAAGAGGGAGAAGGGUGACAGGAUUUUACAUAUGUAGGUCCGUUCUAUCCUGUUAUGAAACUGUGUCAUCUGGAGGAGCCCUCAACAGAUUUUGUUCAUAGUGUCAUAACAUCAGUCAAGUACUACACAUGAUCAAAUUCUGGUUUCUGUAGGACGUGGGGCAUUCCUGUCUGAUAGACAUUAUAUAGUGCUAUGUAGCCCCAAGUAAAAUCUAUUUAAUGACCUUGUCACGACUGGUGUCAGUUUGAUUACUGUAGUUGAGAUUGUUUUAUUUAGAAUUUUCUGUUCCUUCCCAUUAAACCAUUAUUAUAUAGGCAGCUUUGAACUCUGUCCGAGUUUUAUUCAGAGCUGUCUGAAAGGUUCUGAAUAGCUCCCUGCCAUUUCUUUUUUGUCUGUCACUGUCAACAGUCAGAAUCCUUCAGACAAUGUACAUUAAUUAGGUUUAAAUUUGUUACUAUCACAGAACUUGUUCAUGUAUUUUGUUGGCAAUAAAGGUUUUUGAGUUAAAGAGUAACAACUUGUACAGUGUAAAGAAUAUUUUUGAUACAUGCAGACUUGUACUAUAAUACAAAAAUGUAUAUAAUCAUUCAUAUUUAGUUAUUCAUUUAAAAAAGAAUAGGAUUUCAAAAUGUUUUUAUCAGAGUAGAAUUAAAAUUUCAAAUGUUCUGCAGUUUGCUGGCUGUAAGUCAUCUGAAAUUGUGUGAAAAAUUACUUACACUUAUUGCUAAUAUUAAGCAGUUUCUAGGUUGUCUCCCCUUAAUACACGCAUAUUUACGAAUAACUGAAGUUUUAGAAAUAUUUUGUUACAGUUAAUUAACAAUACUACACAAAGUUUCAUGCAUUUUAUUUAAGAUGGGAAAAGAAGCUUAGAGCAUAAAUAAUUGAUAGUCUUCUUUUCCAAUAACUUCAUGAUUUUCAUAAAUAAAAAUAAGAAAGAAAUAGUGUUAAUAUAACUAUAUUUAAUUGCGAUGGAAAUCUAAUUCAUGUAUUUGGGAAACUUUCACCACAGUAUUACUUGCCCUUUUGUCAGUAUGGUGAAUAUAUUAAAUGUAAGAGUAAUGUGUGAGGAGUGAUAUUGUGUCUACCAGAGCUGUUUGAUGGUAUCUAUUUACACUCAAAGGCCACUUUCUGUUUCACGGCAGUAAGGCAGAGUUCAUAUAGACUUUUAGUAAAGUUCAAUAUUACUUUAGAAAUAUAUAUUUGGUUCCAUGUUUCUAAUUACUUGUAAUUUAAGCAUAAUUCAAUUUCAAUUGGGAAAAAAUCUAAAGUGGACAGGAAUGUUAUAAGUUUUGUAAAAACAGAGUUUCAGUAAAAACAGGUUCUAUUGAAGCAUAUUUCUUAAAGUACAUGAAUGUAUACCAUAUAUCUAUGUACACAGAAGUUUGAGUGAUGUCCCUUUCUAUGAAGAGUUCCUUUCUGUAAGACAGAUUCAGGACUAGGUACACAUUACACAUCAUUCUACUCCAUGUAGAUAUUUCAGAAUUCAGUGGCUGGAAAGAAACACCAUAAAACUUUAUCAUUGUAUAGGUACAAUUUAUCGUCACGCACAAACACAAUAUUAUUGCCUUUUUAUCCAAUAAUAUUUCAUUUGAAUCAAUAUUAUUACCAGACAACAAACAUACGUGUAGGAUAUGAUGUUUCAAUACUGUAAUAUAGUAAUAUAUUGUUCUAGCAAUAUAUGUUCAAAUACAAUAUUUUAUUUACGAUAUUUUUUCAAAGCCACUCAUGUACAACUUAUGUGUCUUGUAAUAAGAAAGAUUAUGUCACUAGUGUAAUAGAUCUAUAUUUCAUGUAUAUAAGAAAACACAUCAGUCAUGCAUUAAACAUUAGCUUCAUGACAAAGAAAGAAGAAAGUUGUUAAGAGAGGUUUAAAAAAAAAAGAAAGAUUUUUUUUUUAUUUGAAUAUAUUUCUUUGUAUACUGUUCUUAUUUAAAGGGUCAAACAUCAAAUAAAUGAGACCAGAAGAGAAACAGCCUCAGUCUGAAUUAUCUUUUGACUGACACAGUAUAGCCCAGGGUCUGAAGCUUAGUUGUGGUAUAACAUAAAUGAUGAAUAUGUUUCCAUACACUUAAAUCUUGUCUCAGAAAUUCCCACUUCAUUGUGUAAACAGUUUAUGAUGAUUUGUUUGCAGAGGACAUAUAUGUAAGAUAAACAGAAUUUACCUUUGUCCUAUUUUUGAGUUAUUAUGUUUGAGGGAGAUUACUCUUUAACAAAAAUAGUUAUGUGUAAGGUAUCAUAACUCCUUAAUGUUCAGUGUUCAAUCAGUUAGCAAUAAAACCAAUACUGCUUCCAGUGAAAUAAUCCACUUCAUCAUCGUUUGGCGGAUACUGUUGUAAAGGGAAAUAACUCUUACCUGAAUUAUAGGUACAAUGUGUAUGGUAGCAUACUCCCUUAAGUUUGUUGUUUAAGACGCUGUACCUAUCCUGUGUUAAACAAGUUUUAAUGGUAGCCUUAAUGUUUUCGGCUUUGCAAGUGAUUUUACCUCUGCAGGUACCAUAUUCCAGCACUUUUUGUUCAAAAUGAAACAUUUGAAAUUUUGUCAAUAAUUACAUGCCGAGAUGUUCAACUUUUCCAUGUUGUACUGUGUUAUAAUUGCAUAUAAAAUGGAUGAUAAAAGAUAUCACACGGA
Molecule: messenger RNA, 7434 nt
Organism: Ylistrum balloti
Lineage: Eukaryota; Metazoa; Mollusca; Bivalvia; Pectinida; Pectinidae
Product: protein CASC3-like
Exons: 12
Coding region: 1-3474 (1157 amino acids)
Biological process (GO): mRNA processing
Cellular component (GO): exon-exon junction complex
Molecular function (GO): mRNA binding
Source: RefSeq, a predicted model, not a curated record